AUGAGCCAUGUGAAUUUGUACAACAGUGCAUGUGAUGAAAGAUUUGUCUGUCUUUUAAAAGUAGUAAAACGUGACCAAAUUAAACAAGUGAAAAGAAGCAUAAAAAGCGAAAAUUAUUUUAUAGCUCUAAAUGCAUUUCGUUUACGAUUUUCUCCAUCAUGUCAUUUAAUGGUAAAAUUUGAUCUUUUUCCUAAUGUCGAUGUCGUAAGCUUCAGAGAGUUUUUAGUUCUUCAGGCAAAAACAAAAAGAUUCAAUUUUGAACUUAAACAUGAGAAAAAGAACAAAAACAUAGCUAAGCAAAUUUCUCUACAGCUGUCUCAAUAA
Molecule: messenger RNA, 324 nt
Organism: Clunio marinus
Lineage: Eukaryota; Metazoa; Arthropoda; Insecta; Diptera; Chironomidae
Source: the annotation of a GenBank genome assembly